GUCAGAACUCUUGGCCACACUCAAGAGAAAAAUCUCACCCCCACCUAAAAAUCAGUUUCCCUCUUUGCUUCUUGGUCUACAUAAAAGCCUUUAAGCAACUUAAUAGCCGUUGAAAGCCGUUAAAGUUAGACACCACAACGAUGUUGGCUUCUUGGAGGGUCACGCUCGCACCAUGCUUCUCUGAUAAGAGACUUAGAAGUGGGUUUUGUUGCAGAGCUGAUGCUCUUCAAAGCCAUGCAAAUGGAGGGGAAGCCAAUGGCCAAAUGAAGAAGAAGAAGAAGAAGAAGGUGGUAAUCGUUGGCUCUGGCUGGGCUGGCCUUGGAGCUGCUUAUCACCUCUGCAACCAGGGAUUUGAUGUCACUGUUAUCGAAGGCAGUCCAGAAGAUGUUGGUAUCCGUGGUUAUUGGUCUCCCUACCAAAACAUAUUUAGCCUUGUUGAUGAGCUGGGUAUCAGGCCCUUCACUAACUGGACAGCAUCUGCACAUUAUUCAGGAGAGGGGUUGGAGGUUGAAUUCCCAAUAUUCAAAGAUUUGCCUCAAUUGCCGACUCCAUUGGGAACAUUAUUUUAUACUCAAUUUGCUCGGCUCCCAUUGGUGGAUAGGUUAACAUCACUUCCUUUAGGAGCUGCAGUAAUUGACUUUGACAAUACCGAAACGGCAUGGAGACAAUAUGAUUCAAUUACCGCAAGGGAGCUUUUAAAACAGUUUGGCUUCUCGGAAAGGCUUUAUCGGGAUGUUUUUGGUCCAUUGCUUCAAGUGGGUUUAUUUACUCCAGCAGAACAAUGUAGUGCUGCUGCAACUCUCGCGGUGCUAUUCUACAUCCUUGCCCACCAGAAAGAUUUCGACUUGGUAUUGUGUCGUGGGACAGUCAAGGAAAAGAUUUUUGAGCCUUUGAUUGACUUCCUGAGGUCUAAAGGUUGUGAAAUUCUGGAGGGCAAAAAAGUGACAGAUUUUUUCUUUAAUGAGGAGGAACCAACCUGUAUUUCAGAAGUAGUUUGUGGCAGAGAGUCAUAUAAUGCUGAUGCAGUUAUCUUGGCUGUUGGAAUAUCCAGACUCCAGGAACUUGUCAAGAACAGUGCAGUACUAUGUACAAGGGAGGAGUUUCUGAAGGUUUUAAACUUGACUAGCAUCGAUGUAGUCACUGUCAAGCUUCGCCUUGAUAGGAAGGUUAAAAUUCCGAAUGCAAGUAAUGCUUGCUCUGGAUUUGAUGAAUUUGGCUGGACUUUUUUUGACUUGAACAUAAUUCAUGAUGAGCAUAAAGAUGAUCCAGUAACAGUCCUACAAGCUGAUUUUUAUCAUUCCAACGAGUUGUUGCCGAUGAAGGAUGAGGAUAUAGUUGCAAAAGUGAUGUCUUACCUCUCAAAGUGCAUCAAGGACUUUGAGCACGCUACUGUGAUGGAUAAGGAGAUAGGAAGAUUUCCACAAUGUUUGACUCACUUUUUUCCAGGUUCGUACAAGUACAUGAUGCGCGGGUCUACAUCUUUCCCAAACUUUUUCAUGGCCGGAGACUGGAUUAUAACCCGACACGGCUCCUGGUCACAGGAGAAAUCUUAUGUCACUGGACUUGAAGCUGCCAACCGGGUGGUAGACUAUCUUGAAGAAGGAAGCUUUGCUAAAAUAAUACCCUUAGAGGAAGAGGAACCUCACAUUCAAGUCCUUCGCAGCCUCAACAGGAGAUUUAAUGAGUUUAGAGACCAAGUUCCAUUGUCCAAUUUUUUCCUUCAGUAAACCUGUCAUGCCAUUGGCUAAUCUGUACUCAUGUGGUAGUUGUAAUCUUGAAGUCGCAGGCUUGAACACAAGCUUUGUUCUGGAAGUGUUAACACCAAAACAUGUAUUUGUUCCAAUGGAAAAUAAGAUCAAAGGAAUGUGGAAUGGAUUUUGUUCA
Corylus avellana is the source of this 1884-nucleotide messenger RNA. RefSeq lists its product as uncharacterized. The record is from RefSeq and is a predicted model, not a curated record. Lineage: Eukaryota; Viridiplantae; Streptophyta; Magnoliopsida; Fagales; Betulaceae. Gene Ontology annotation, molecular function: oxidoreductase activity.